Eutrema salsugineum is the source of this 1120-nucleotide messenger RNA. Its product is annotated as tetraspanin-4. The coding region runs from base 93 to 950 and encodes 285 amino acids. Gene Ontology annotation, cellular component: plasmodesma; plasma membrane. Gene Ontology annotation, biological process: auxin-activated signaling pathway. Lineage: Eukaryota; Viridiplantae; Streptophyta; Magnoliopsida; Brassicales; Brassicaceae. The transcript is spliced from 2 exons. The record is from RefSeq and is a predicted model, not a curated record.
CACCGCUACGACGUCAACAACAAAACAGAGAACCGCACAAGAAAACAGAGCAACACAAACUUUUUUCUUUUUAGUGAAGAAAAAAAAACGCCAUGAGAACGAGCAAUAAUCUUAUAGGUCUCGUGAACUUCCUCACUUUCCUCCUCUCGAUUCCGAUCCUCGGCGGUGGAAUAUGGCUGAGCAGCCGAGCAAACUCCACCGACUGCAUGAGGUUCCUCCAAUGGCCGCUCAUCGUCAUCGGAAUCUCAAUCAUGGUCGUAUCUUUAGCCGGAAUCGCCGGAGCUUGUUACCGGAACAAAUUCCUCAUGUGGAUAUACCUCUUCGUCAUGUUCUUCGUGAUCGCUGCUCUAAUAGCAUUCAUCAUCUUCGCUUACGCCGUCACCGAUAAAGGGUCAGGCCGGUUUGUGAUGAACCGGAGGUAUCUUGAUUAUUAUCUCGGUGAUUAUUCGGGUUGGUUGAAGGAUCGAGUCACGGAUGAUGGAAACUGGGGGCAAAUCGCGUCGUGUGUGAGGGACUCUGGAGUUUGUAAGAAGAUUCGAAGACACUUAAAUGGCGUUCCUGAAACUCCUCAGAUGUUUUACUUCAGAAAGCUUACUCCUAUUGAGUCCGGAUGCUGCAAGCCGCCAACAGAUUGUGGCUAUACGUACAUGAACGAGACAGUGUGGGUUCCAGGAGGAGAGAUAGUGGGAUCGAACCCGGACUGUAUGCUGUGGAACAAUGACCAGAGACUACUCUGUUACCAAUGUAGCUCUUGCAAAGCUGGUGUUCUUGGCAGCUUAAAAAAGAGUUGGAGAAAGGUAUCAGUGAUCAACAUUGUGGUUUUGAUCAUACUUGUUAUCUUCUAUGUGAUCGCAUAUGCAGCUUACCGGAAUGUUAAGAGGAUUGAUAAUGAUGAACCUGCCGGUGAGGCUAGGAUGACCAAAUCUCAUCCUAGUCAUUAUCAGUAUUGAUGAGAUUUUUAGUAUAGUUUUUCUUUUUCUAUAGAUGUAAGAAGGUUCUAAGUUGUGGUUUUAGUACUCUAUUAUAUAUAACUUUGAGCUUUUUUUGGUUAACAUUUGUGGUUAUAUGUUGUUGUAUGAUGAUGAUUAUAAUCUCUAUUUUGGUUGUUCAAGUAGAUUAU